AUGGGUGAAGUUUCUGACAAUCUUUCUGCCAACCUGAAGAGUGAAUGCAAAACAAAUAACUCUGCAGUGCAUGAUCAGCAGCAAAAUAGACCUGAAAUUACAAAAGGUGAAGCUAGUACCGAAAAACAAGAACAGUGUGAAAACCUAGAGAAAUGCAGACUGCUCAAAGAGAAACCAGCUGAAGAUUUAGAGAAAUGUGAGCAGAAUUGUUCCACACAGUUGGAAGUUCAAAGACCAACUGAAGGAUUUCGACCAACCAGCCCACCUGCCAUCUCCAGACAAGUUUUAUGUUUGAGUGACUCAGCAACACAAGAUAAUUCCCAGAGUAACAAGAAACAACAGAAACCAGACACUAGUGAAGGGAAGCUGUUACUGACCAAGAAUGGAGGGAAAGAUAAUGCACUGCCAAGAAAAAAUGAAUGUGAAAAAGCCGGUGUUGCACCCGUAAGAAACCAAGAAAUGAUGCAAGAUGUGGACAGUCAAAGCCAUGAAAAAAUACAGACAGAAAGAAUAUCACCUUAUGAUGAACUCAAAAACAGAAGAAAGAGAAAGCCUUCAAAAGCAGAAAAGAACGAACAGUCAAAAAGAAAUCAAAAUAAUGAACAGGAGGGAGAUAUUCAUAAUCCACCAAAAUCCAAAAGAAGAUGUUAUGAUAGCAACUCAAAAGAACGAGAGAGAUCCUCAUCAACAGAGGUGAGGAAAUCAUUUGAUGAUACAAAAUCAACUAAAAAAUUCAAAUCUGAGGGAUUGAAGUAUCAGAAGCACAAUUCUCACUCAAAGUUUUCAGAUUCACCAAAUAAGACACUGUACGAGAAAAAAGUCGAACACAAAUUCUACAAAGGAGAAAAGGGUUCCAUGCAAUACCAUGAAAAACAAGAACACAAGUCAUACAAAAAGCCUUAUCUUCUUGAGUCCAAAGCAAUAGACAAGGUACAAAGAUUCAAAUCAAAGGGCUCUGAUUUUACAUGGCAUGACCAAUCCAACAUAUUUGGCAGAGGACGGGGGAGAGGCAGAGGUAGGGGGAGAGGCAGGGGCCGAGGUAGAGGUCGAGGCCAGUUCUACAAUAAAUCAAGCUCAGGGCGGCAGCCUUAUAGGAAAACUCUACUAGAUAGAAAUGGUGAAUUUUAUUCUGGUGAUUAUCAGCAAGAUAACUGGGAUCAAGGGCGGCAGGAGGAGACUGAUUUUACCUCCGAUAACUUUGGAAAUAACUGGGAAUAUGACAACAGGAAUGGGACAAAUGCUCAAGACUACGGGUAUAAUUCACAAAUGGGACAGGGAGAUUGCUAUGGCAACAGUAACCAAGGGUCUUGGAACAACAGAUGGCAUAAUGGAUCUUAUUCACAGGAGUGGUCCAAUAAUAAUAAUAACAAUAAUAAUAAUAAUAACUGGGGAAAUAAUCAAGGUUAUGGAUGUAAUCAGUGGAAUGGACAUUCUCAGUCUCAACAAUGGAACUCCAAUGGUGGCUCGUGGCAGAGGGAACCAAACAAUUAUAGAAGAUGGCAGAACUAACCACAUGAGUGGAAAUGUCUUCAUGUGAAAUGCGUGAACAUCGCAGUCACAUUAGCUACAAAGGAACAAUGCCAGUUUUCCUGGACUUGGAGGACAUCUUGUGCCUGAUAUUUGUGAGAACACGUUCCCAGUGCCAAAAACGACAAAAUAAACUUCCGCCUGUCCACCUUACUAAAUAUCAGGCUUUUUGAGGCUGCAUUUGUGUUUGGAACUACUUUCCUUUGGAAUUUAGACUUUGUUAAUUCUGUACCUUUAAGUUUUAAGAGCAAUGCCAGGCAACAGAAGAUGGGAUAUAUCUGCUGUACCCAAAGAAGGGUAUUUGGACAGAUACAUUGCUACACCAGUAAUCUGGAUAGCGAAAUCUAGAUAUGACCCACCUGUCAAAUUUUAAUUUUCUUUUUUUGUGUCACUUACGAAAUGCUGAUGUGCACGUGUGACCUUCAGCAGUCAUUAUUAUUCUAGAUUGGCAGCAUUAUUAGUCUACAUCUGAGAUUAAAUCUAAAGAUACAACUGCCUAAUUUGACAGGGAAUGUUAAGUUUAUUGAAUUUCAAAUAUUGUGGUGCAUAUAUAGCACUCA
This is a messenger RNA of Lingula anatina, 2087 nucleotides long. RefSeq lists its product as uncharacterized. The record is from RefSeq and is a predicted model, not a curated record. Lineage: Eukaryota; Metazoa; Brachiopoda; Lingulata; Lingulida; Lingulidae.